AGAAGAAUGGAGAGCUGGAUCCGUCUCUGGCUUCUCCAAGUCCUCUCGCCUUUGGGUUUUGGCAAUUUUGGGGUGAGGGGAGGUGAGCUGAGUGAUCAGCGUGUCCCAGCUCAGUCUCCCCUCUGGCCACCACUGCCCCUUGCCACCUUUAUGAAGAGAAAUUAGGCAACAAAACAUAAAGAACAAGAAAUCUGCAUUCAAACUGGGCUAGAAAAGAAUGUUUGGACAAAAUGAGGUUGACAAAAUGGACGAGACUUCGAAAUCGAACCCUGUGGUCUUUGAGACCACAACCAUCACCUUCUUCAUCAUCCUCCUCAUUUGCUUCAUCUGUAUCCUCCUCCUACUGGCGGUCUUUUUAUAUAAAUGUUUCAGAGGCAAGAUCACCGAGGAGACAGUGAAGCCCCCUUGCACUGAUGAGAAUGAAGGUGAAGAUUGUUUAGCUGCCAAUGCAGAGAUGAGCAAACCCGAAGAUCAAGAAAAGGUCCUACUGCACUUGGUAAACAUGGACAUGCCAGUGAGACCUGGCAUUCUUGUCCAAAGACAGAGUAAGGACGUGGUGCCCUCACCCUUAGGAGAGAACAAUGAGGCAGAAGAGGACAAACUCGGACAGACAUUAGAGCCUUUGAAUGCUAGAGAAACCACCAAUGAGGGUGAUAGCACUGAGAAAACACCCGAACAAGACUACAGAACUCCUUCAGUCACUGAAAGCCAAAGGAGACCUCUAAAGGGGGUGACGUUUUCUAAGGAAGUCAUUGUUGUGGAUCUAGGAAAGGAAUACCCCACACCUCGAAGCUAUGCUCGAGAGCAUAAAGAGAGAAAGUGAGGUGCAGAAAAGGCGCCAGUGAGAGAAAUGGAACCUUUGGCUGGCAUGGGGUUAACUGAGAGCACGGGGUCGUGUCAGAGAGGCAGUGCGAUGAGAAAAGAGCAGACGCAGAGGGUAUUUUACUUUUGUCGGAAAGAAGUGAACUGUGCGAAAUUCUGUACGUAAAAUACUGAGCUCAAAUAUAGUUUUUAAAAAGCAAA
Messenger RNA from Mesocricetus auratus (golden hamster), 1023 nucleotides. It is a transcript of the gene Dema1, whose product is annotated as chromosome unknown C2orf74 homolog. The transcript is spliced from 5 exons. Lineage: Eukaryota; Metazoa; Chordata; Mammalia; Rodentia; Cricetidae. The coding region runs from base 218 to 823 and encodes 201 amino acids. The record is from RefSeq and is a predicted model, not a curated record.